Diaporthe batatas is the source of this 1680-nucleotide messenger RNA. RefSeq lists its product as uncharacterized. The transcript has a single exon. Gene Ontology annotation, molecular function: transmembrane transporter activity. Gene Ontology annotation, biological process: transmembrane transport. The record is from RefSeq and is a predicted model, not a curated record. The coding region runs from base 1 to 1680 and encodes 559 amino acids. Lineage: Eukaryota; Fungi; Ascomycota; Sordariomycetes; Diaporthales; Diaporthaceae.
AUGGCGGACAGAGGAAGCCCCGAAUCGGACCCCCCGUCCGACCAGGUCUCGUCUGACCACAAUGUCCUCGAGAAGCAGGAUCAAGAUGUUGAAGAAGGCAACAAGGCGGAUACAGCCCCAGAGCCCUCUCCGCGCAACAUACAUGGUCUCAAGUGGGCCUUCUCGUGCGCCGCCCUCCUCUCGUCCAUCUUCCUCUACGCAUUCGACUGCACCGUCGUGGCCGACAUCCAGUCUAGCAUUAUUGCCGAGUGGGGCGCGAUAGAAAAGCUCUCGUGGCUCAGCAACGGCCUGGUCAUGCCGGCCACCGCCUUCGUGAUGCCAUGGGGCCGGCUAUACGGCCAGUUCAACGCCAAGACCUUCUACCUGACCUGCGUGGUCCUCUUCGAGGUCGGCUCCGCCCUCUGCGGCGGGGCGCCCAACAUCGACGCGCUCAUCGUCGGCCGUGCCAUCGCUGGUGUGGGCGGCGCCGGCAUCUACAUGGGCGUCAUGACGCUCAUUGCGACCACCACGACCAUGAAAGAGCGGCCCUUCUACGUCAGCCUCACCGGGCUCACCUGGGGCCUCGGGAUCGUCCUUGGCCCCGUUAUCGGGGGCGCGUUCAGCAUCUCCUCUGUCGGCUGGCGCUGGGCCUUCUACAUCAACCUCCUCGUCGCCGUCCCUGCUGCUCCUGCGUACAUCUUCCUCCUGCCCAACCACGCCGACCCCCGGCCGGGCGUCUCCCUGCGCAGGCGGUAUGCGGAGAUCGACUACGUCGGAAACAUCCUCCUCAUGGGCGGCCUGGUCUGCCUCAUCCUCGCCGUCAACUGGGGCGGUGUCAUCUACCCCUGGAGGUCCGGCGAGGUGAUUGGGUGUUUCUGCGCCGCGGGGGUCCUGUUCGUCCUCCUCGCCGCGCAGCAGGUCCAGACCGUCCUCACCACCGUGGCCCGCCGCAUCCUGCCGGUGCAGAUCUUCAACAACCCGACCGUGCUCAUCCUCGUGGCCUGCUGCGCGUCGGCCGGCGCCUCGGCCUUCGUGCCCAUCUACUUUGUCCCGACCUUUUUCCAGUUCACGCGGGGCGACUCGGCGCUCGACGCCGGCGUCCGCCUGCUCCCCUUCAUCGUGGUCAUGGUGGUCCUCAUCAUCGCCAACGGCAGCCUCAUGGGCAGGCUGGGCUACUACACGCCGUGGUUCACGGCCGGCGGCCUCCUCGCCCUGGCGGGCGCCGCGCUCAUGUACACGGUGCGGGCCAGCACCUCGGCCAGCCGCAUCUACGGCUACACGGUGGUCCUCGGGGCUGGCGUGGGCAUGUGGCUGCAGGCGUCGCUGUCGGUGGCGCAGGCGGUCGUGGCGCCGCAGGACGUCCCCGCCGCCGUCGGCCUCGUCAUGCUGGGCCAGUUCCUCGGCAUCUGCAUCUCGCUUGCCAUCGCCAACACCCUCUUCCUCAACGAUGCGCGGUCGGCAAUCCAGGCCAUCCUGCCGGAUGUGCCGUCCGAGACCAUCGGUCUCGCCAUCCAGGGCUCGACGAGCGGCUUCCUGGACACCCUGGAGCCGGACGUCAGGUCGCAGGUCCUGGAUGCGAUUAUCUUGGCCAUGAGUAAGGUCUAUAUCUUGGUCAUCGUGGCUGGCGGCCUGACCGCGGUGCUGAGCCUGUUCAUGAAGAGGGUGAAGCUGUUCGGAGGCGGCGCUGCGGCUGCUGCUUAG